Knipowitschia caucasica is the source of this 2001-nucleotide messenger RNA. The record is from the annotation of a GenBank genome assembly. NCBI's taxonomy places the organism in Eukaryota, Metazoa, Chordata, Actinopteri, Gobiiformes, Gobiidae.
AUGCCCAGUGUGGGAGACGCUCCUCCGGACAUGAUGCAGUCCAUCCUCAGCGACUCGGACUCCAGACUGUAUGGAGUGGACGCCUGCAACAAGACUCAGACUCAGUUUAUAAUUCCUUUCAGAGUUCACGACAGCCGCCUGCCUCCUCAAGACUGCUUACCAGCUACGCCGCGCCGCGGCCCAAAAGUGCGUCGCAAGCAAGUGCGAGACAAACGCAAGUGCGACAACCAAGUGCACAAACGCAAGUGCGAGACAAACGCAAGUGCGAACAAACGCAAGUGCGAGACAAACGCAAGUGCGAGACCAAACGCAAGUGCGACACGCAAGUGCCAAACGCAAGUGCGAGACAACAACGCAAGGCGAGCCAAACGCAAGUGCGAGACAAACGCAAGUGCGAGACAAACGCAAGUGCGAGACAAACGCAAGUGCGAGACAAACGCAAGUGCGAGACAAACGCAAGUGCGAGACAAACGCAAGUGCGAGACCAAACGCAAGUGCGAGACAAACGCAAGUGCGAGACAACGCAGUGCGAGACAAACGCAAGUGCGAGACAAACGCAAGUGCGAGACAAACGCAAGUGCGAGACAAACGCAAGUGCGAGACAACGCAAGUGCGAGACAAACGCAAGUGCGAGACAAACGCAAGUGCGAGACAAACGCAAGUGCGAGACAAACGCAAGUGCGAGACAAACGCAAGUGCGAGACAAACGCAAAGUGCGAGACAAACGCAAGUGCGAGACAAACGCAAGUGCGAGACAAACGCAAGUGCGAGACAAACGCAAGUGCGAGACAAACGCAAGUGCGAGACAAACGCAAGUGCGAGACAAACGCAAGUGCGAGACAAACGCAAGUGCGAGACCAAACGCAAGUGCGAGACCAAACGCAAGUGCGAGACCAAACGCAGGUGGCGCUGUACAAUCCCGAGCCAGAAGGAAGCCACAGUCCGGCCAGUAUGGGAGGCAGCCUCAGCAACAGCCUAUCAGAGCAGAGCAUGUCCUCAGUCACAAUCAACAACAUCAACAACAUCAAUAAUCUCAAUAAUCUGAACAACAUGUCGACGGCGGGAGGCAGUGGGAGCAGCGCACACGGCUACACUCCGGUGAGCAGCCACUCAGACCCCCCACAGGCUCCUCCCUCGACCUCCCAGGCUCAGUACGGUCUUCCUGGGCUCCCGGUCUCAGACUCCGCCAGGGACAAGGCACUCUGCUUCUCCGACUUCGAGGACCUCAGCGCCUCUUUCCGCAGCCUCUACAAGUGUGUGUUUGAGCAGUCCUUCUCUCAACAAGGUUUGAUGAGUCUCCCCUCGGACUCGGGGCCUCAGUCCAGGACGUCCUGCUCGUACCAGGCCUCUCACUUGCAGAUCCCCUCAGUCCCAGCACCGCACCACCAUCAGCACCUGCAGCAGCUGUCCCACCAGAGCCACGGCACGCAGCCCUGCUCCAGCGCCGACUGGUAUCCAAACCUGGACUGGCUCAAAGAGAGCUGCCGCAUUGCCACCAGCUACAACUGGGCCGACGUGGAUCUCUCGCCAUUUCAAGGUCUGAAGGAGAGCAUGCGUCAGGCCGAGCGCAACAACUGGACGUUAGACGCGGCGCAGAUGGCCGACCUCUGCUCGUCCAUAAACCAGUUCUUCACCGCGACCGGAGUGAUCCCCCCACAGGGCCCCCACCCGCCUCACCCGCCUCACCCUUCAGCCCAGGCUCAGCAGCACAGCGGGGGAGGCAUGCACCAGAAGAGCAGCCAGCACAACCAGCACGGACACAACCAGCACAUGAGCACAGGGAGUUUGUACAUGGACUCCAGACAGAACAUGUCUCUGAUGGGACCUCCUGGAUACUCGCACCUGUCCCCCAUCAACAACACUGCCCCCAGUUUAACAGGCCUCCACACUCAGCUGAACCAGCCCCAGCCGCUGCCCCUCGGUCCGGGCCACUUCCAGGUCCGACGCAUGCUCACCACCGACGACAUCCAGGACGACUUCGACUGGGACUCCAUCGUCUGA